Messenger RNA from Telopea speciosissima, 1047 nucleotides. RefSeq names its product SAGA-associated factor 11. Gene Ontology annotation, cellular component: DUBm complex; SAGA-type complex. The transcript has 4 exons. The record is from RefSeq and is a predicted model, not a curated record. The coding region runs from base 225 to 761 and encodes 178 amino acids. Lineage: Eukaryota; Viridiplantae; Streptophyta; Magnoliopsida; Proteales; Proteaceae.
GAUCUCCAUCUCUUUCUCUCUCUCGAAUUUUACCUUCUUCUUGCGUAAUAGUUCGGCCCCUGGAAGGCAAUUUCUGGAGCCCAGGCACUCAUUUACAGUGACAAUUAUCUGAGCGCCUAAUCAAGUUUAACAAAAAGUUUGUGGAAACAUAAAACAAUAGCCUCCAAGUGAAGCUUUUCCAAGAAGUAGGUGUCAUACUUGGUUUCUAACUUACUCCUACAAUCAUGUCAGCCCCGAAUGAUGAUAAUGCAUCUGCUCAUUCUCAGUUGUCAUCUCAUUUUUUGGCGGGCCUUCUGGACUCCAUAAUUGUUGAUGUUGCAUCUGAGUGCCACAGGAUAGCUAGGUUGGGUCUUGAUCGUAAUCUAGAAGAAGAAGAAGAAGAGUUGAGGCUGUCAACACAAGCUCGAGUGAUGGUAGCUGAUCCUAGUAAUAGUGGUGAAGCAAAUAGCAAGUAUGUUGUCGACAUAUUCGGCCAAACUCAUCCUGCCAUUGCCAAUGAAGUAUUUGAGUGCAUGAACUGUGGGCGGGCAAUCAUGGCUGGAAGGUUUGCUCCUCAUUUGGAGAAGUGCAUGGGCAAGGGUCGAAAGGCUCGGCUCAAGACAACAAGAAGUAGCACAGCUGCACAGAACCGAUACUCACGCAGCAGCCCAGUUCCAGCAUACUCUCCCUACUCCAAUUCCCAUAGCGUAAACCGGGUUGUAAACGGAACAACUGGUGUUACAGGUGAGGACUUUGUGGAGAGCACUUUUGAAGAGACAUGAAGUGUUCCGAGGAACAGUGAUCUUUCGACCAUCAACAGUGAGUGAGCAUCCUAAGUACAUACGACAUUGGUGUGGUGUUCGUGAAUAUUUUGUGUCUGCGAAUGGGAAAAUAUAAACUUACUUCAUCUCUUUGCCUUUGUGACUUGUUUGGCCUUGUGAAAUGAUGAAAGGGUAAGUUAAUCAAAAUCUCUAUUUGUUUAGUAGCAUGGCCUCAUUGUUGUUAAGCUUGACUUUGGAAUAUUACAAAUGAACAGUGCCAAUCAGAGGAGUACCUAAAACUGAGUUA